GCUGUAUUGACUUGGCGAGCACAUGGAACUUUGAAGACAUCGGAGCGAGCAGAGAACCGACUCCUUUCUAGAACUGCGCACAAGGUCUUGUUCUAGACUGAGGGAUCCGCUGACCAUACAAAGACCGCCUUGACUUGUUUACGGUCAGAAGCUGUGGGAACAAGAGUCCGGUCUUCAGACAGCUAUAAAGAGCUUCACAGCGUCUGUAAUCUCACACCUCUCCGGCAACUAUCAACUCUCCACAUUCUCAGUGCACUACGGGCCCUGUCCUAAGGAGCCGAAUCGAACUUCAGAGUCAGGAGUCCAUAUUCUACCUGGAGACGCUAGUGGAUUCUCCAUAAGUUCUCAGAGAGCACGACAAUCUCGAUCAGAUCCGACAUUUGAAGCUCUGAUCUUCCACCACGAGGGUGAACAUGAAGGUCCAGGCCUUCACCUGUUUGUUGAUGGUGGUCAUCGCCACGGCUUUGAAUGGAGCCGUCGUGGAUGCAAAGAAGCCUAAAGUGAUUGAAUUUUACUUGCAUGAGCAAUUUGUCAGUGAACCAGGAUAUCCGGCCACUGAUCUUCUGGCCGCAUCUGCCACUGGCAAUACAUCCACAUACGCCUUCGGAAACCUUGGUAUCUCAGAGCAGGUUGUCAGAGAAAGUGCCAGCAACACUUCGACCAUCAUCGGCCGAGCCCCAGGAACUUUCCAGCCCAACAAGGAGGAGAGAACCUUCGCUCUGUACAAGCUGAUCACCUUGCAAACACAGGAAUGGAACGGCACCCUCCUCGUCUUCUGCGACUGGCUGGGACUUGCAGACUCCAACGAAUGGACCGUCGUGGGAGGAACUGGAACAUUUAGAAUGAUGAGAGGAUAUGCCAUCAACACAAAAGCAGCUGGAGGCGCCGGCACUAAUUCCAUCACAUUCAAGUGGGAAGUUUAUCUAUACUGAUGAAGAUGUUCUACUGAAGAGGGCAUCCAUUCUGAUUUUCCUCAGUGUUUCUCAACGGCCCGGUGGCCGGCGAUUCUGAUUCUUUCACUGGCUGGACGGGCUUGUUCUUGGUACCUACACAUGCUCAUGCUUCCGGCGAUAACAUUUGAAAGCUUUUAGAAGACAGUAAUAAGCCAAUUAGUAAUCCUCUUUCGAGCUAGACAAAGAGAAUAAAGGUCUGUUAUUUUUUUGAGAAAUGAAUUUUGUGCGCAAUGAUGACACUGCCGUUCAGAGUGUA
Marchantia polymorpha subsp. ruderalis is the source of this 1209-nucleotide messenger RNA. Lineage: Eukaryota; Viridiplantae; Streptophyta; Marchantiopsida; Marchantiales; Marchantiaceae. The record is from the annotation of a GenBank genome assembly.